Gongylonema pulchrum is the source of this 786-nucleotide messenger RNA. The record is from the annotation of a GenBank genome assembly. NCBI's taxonomy places the organism in Eukaryota, Metazoa, Nematoda, Chromadorea, Rhabditida, Gongylonematidae.
AUGGUCGUCUCCAGUCUGAUUGUUCUUUUUUUCAUCCAGACGGACACAUUUGGCAAGGAGAAUAUGAAAUGCUUCAUAAAUAACUUUCUUCGAUGCGAUGGUGUGCUACUGCUGAAAUUCAUCACGGAGCACGCUGAUGCGCGAAUAUGCCGAGAGCUGACCAUUGAACUCAUCAAACUUUAUGCUCAGAAGGUUAACCAAGCAAACUCAUCAAUAGGCAGGUUUGGUACCAGCACGCCUGGUUUGAGUGUUAAGCCAUUAGACGAUGUCUCGCUGCGCAAGUUGCGCCGGAAAAUUUUGUGGCGAUCAACGCUCUCGGAACGUUUCCAUUUGUCGAUGGACGGUCGGUAUAACUUCUCUCCAUUCAUUUCGUGGCAAACCAACUUCGCUAUUAGAAACAACCGUUUGCGAGAGACAGGUGCCCCUGAGCAAAUGUACAGUGGACGUUCUCCUGCAAAUCUUCCUGGCUAUUAUGAAUCAAAUAUCCAGCGAUUCAAUGGUGUGUGCAAACGCAAUUUUGCCCCUGCACCAGCGCAGAUGGGCGCAGUGCAAUACAACAAGUGCAACGGCCAAAAGCCAACGCUUGACGACGUCGAUCGUUCCGAAACGUUACCGAUUGCACCAAAAGCGCGAGGGCAGUCUUCUGGCGAACAAAAUUCUCUGCAGAAUGGUGGUACUAGUAUUGAAAAGGCGCAGGUCCAUUCUUCUAGCACACAGGAUCACGAAAGUGAUGCCAGCAGUUCUGGGAUGCAAUACCAGCAGCAGCCGAAACCAAAAGACGCCUAA